Molecule: messenger RNA, 1243 nt
Organism: Oppiella nova
Lineage: Eukaryota; Metazoa; Arthropoda; Arachnida; Sarcoptiformes; Oppiidae
Source: the annotation of a GenBank genome assembly
UGGGCUCUCGACACCAAUCAGGAGGAACGGGACAAAGGGAAGACCGUCGAAGUGGGCAGAGCUUACUUCGAGACCAAAAACAAACACUUCACUCUAUUAGACGCACCCGGCCAUCGAGGAUUCGUCCCCAAUAUGAUAGGAGGCGCCUGUCAGGCAGAUCUAUCCGUUCUGGUCAUAUCCGCCCGUAAAGGAGAGUUUGAGACCGGUUUCGAAAGGGGCGGUCAGACCCGAGAGCACGCUAUGCUCGCCAAAACGGCCGGCGUUAAACAUAUGGUAGUCCUGAUCAAUAAGAUGGACGACCCGACCGUAGAAUGGAGUGAAUCCCGUUAUACCGAGUGCUGCGACAAACUUCUUCCAUAUCUGAAAAAGUGUGGAUUCAAUCCCAAGAACGAGAUCUAUUUCAUGCCGUGUUCUGGUCUGACCGGAGCUUUCCUUAAAGAACCCAUCGAUGAGUCCGUCUGUUCGUGGUUUAGAGGCCCGUCAUUCCUCGAUUACAUCGAUGCUCUGCCCGUGUGGUCGCGUCGCGUGGACGGCCCCUUCCGACUGCCUGUUGUCGACAAAUACAAAGACAUGGGAACUGUUAUCUUCGGCAAAGUGGAGAGUGGGUCCACUCGAAGGGGCACUCAACUGAUGCUAAUGCCUAAUAGAAAGCAAGUGGAAGUCCUGCAGCUGUGGACCGACGAGGAAGAGGUGAGUCAAGUGAACUCCGGAGAGAACGUCAAAAUCAAACUGAAAGGCGUUGAGGAGGAAGAAGUGACGGCAGGCUUUGUGUUAUGCGAUGCGUUGGCGCCCUGUAGUGUGGGCCGAGUGUUCGACGCACAGGUGGCUAUCCUGGAGCACAAGUCCAUCAUAUGUCCGGGUUAUUCAGCUGUACUUCAUAUACACUGUGCCGUCGAAGAAAUUAGUGUCAAAGCAAUCAUCGAUUUAAUAGAUAAGAAAACCGGAAAGAGAGCGAAGGCGCACCCGAGGUUUGUAAAGCAGGAUCAGGUGGCACUGAUGCGCUUGGAGUGCUCGGGAGGUCUCAUAUGUAUGGAACCGUUUUCUCAGUUCCAACAAAUGGGAAGGUUUACGCUCAGGGAUGAGGGAAAGACUAUUGCUAUCGGAAAAGUGCUCAGAGUUGUCGAAUGACUAUCGAAGAGACCGGACAAUGGCUUCUCGGCUCAAGACUUCGCCCCCAAUGAGAUGAACAGCAAAAAGAGCAGAAAGUGUUAAACAUUUUAAUAAAUAAAGAACUGAUAACUGA